AAAAGAGAAAGGAAGCAUUUAGUUCACUCCGUUUUCAUUGGAAGAGAAAGUCGAACACAUUUAAGCGGAGAUUUUAUCCACAAGUUAGGCUCUUCUGUUUUUUUUCUGUAACCACAUAGAAGCACGACAAGUCUUUGACAAUGUCCUUCCACAAAGGUCCUUCCUACGGAUUAUCAGCGGAGGUGAAAAACCGGAUCGCACAGAAGUAUGACUCUCAGAAAGAAGAGGAGCUGAGGGCCUGGAUCGAAGAGAUUACCGGCGCUACCAUCGACCCUGACUUCCAGAAAGGCCUGAAGAGUGGAGUCAUUCUGUGCGAACUUAUCAACAAACUCGCCCCAAACUCUGUGAAAAAGAUCAACCAGUCAGCACUGAACUGGCAUCAGCUGGAGAACCUGACAAACUUCACCAAAGCCAUCACGGAGUUUGGCCUGAAGCCUCACGAUAUCUUUGAAGCCAAUGACCUGUUUGAGAACGGAAACAUGACACAGGUCCAGACGACGCUGCUCGCACUCGCCAGCAUGGCGAAGACCAGGGGCUGCCAGUCGGUAGACAUCGGGGUGAAGUAUGCUGACAAGGUGGAGAGGAUGUUUGACGAGGAGAAAAUGAAAGCAGGACAGUGCGUCAUUGGUCUACAGAUGGGAUCCAACACGGGUGCUAGUCAGGCAGGUAUGUGCGCAUACGGCACCAGGAGGCAUUUAUACGACCACAAAAAUAAUAUCCAGGCCCCCAUGGACAACACAACCAUCAGCCUGCAGAUGGGAACCAACAAGGGGGCGAGUCAGGCUGGGAUGACAGCUCCAGGGACAAGGCGUGCCAUCUACGACACAAAACUGAACACAGACAAGUGCGACAACAGCACCAUGUCCCUACAGAUGGGCUACACCCAGGGAGCCAGCCAGAAAGGACAGAACUUCGGCUUGGGCCGGCAGAUCUAUGACGCCAAGUACUGUCCAACAGCCAGAGAGGAGGUAGAGGAACAAAACGGGGCCGGCGUGGCUCGCGACUACAUCCCAGAUAACCAAGAUGAGGGUUACCAAGGCUACCAGGAAGAGGAGCAGGUGUACCAAGGGGAUGGGACUGAUUAUUAGGGCGGGAGGCUACUGAGGAAGGAAAAGGGAGGUCAUAUAACAGAGAGAGAAAACCUCACAGCAUGUGGUUUAUUUUUAUGUCCAUAGGAUGUUGCGCAAUCUUUUUUUGGGUCACAGCCUUUCUAGCAUUGUAUUAAGAUGUUUUCUUAGCCCUGUUUAUGGAAAACAAUGUUAAACAUAUCAUUGAUGAAAUGUAUUUCUGUGAUUUUUAAAAAUAUAUAUUUAAAGUGACCACAAAAGCCAAUCUUUUUGGCUGACUUAGUUUUAUCCCAGGGAUUUCUUUAAAUGUGCCAAAGCCCCAUUCUCUUUGUUCCCCCAGUGUUUUUGCUGACUCAUUAGUUUCAUUAUUAAGAUCCUUCAGAUAUUUUGUAAGGUCCAAACGAAACCAAGCAUGAAACAUUGGGGAGUGUUUUUAACCAGUUUUUAAUACUUUCUUGUUGAUCAAAACAUUCAUGUGUAUUGCAUCUGUGUCAGCUGUGUAAUUUGUCAUUUCUUUAAAUGAGACUGUGCAUUGUGUCUGUUACUUUACAGACAGUAUCUUCUCAAUUCCUUCAGUAUUUCUUAUUAACAUACGCAGUCUGUUUUAUUUAAGCAGACAAGGGAACAAAAUGGAUAUGUAGGUAGAUUUCCUUUUUAGAUCAAACCACUCUUUUAUAUUCUUUCUGUUCUCUCACUCGUUUCGCUUAUUUCAUUUUUAAUGGAGGAAAUAUUUCCUUUGUUUGUAUAACCAGUCCAACCGGCGUUCAGCUUGUUUUCUUUGGAUUCAGGCUGGUGGGGGAGGAUAAAAUAAUACUCCAGCGAAGUUUUCAACAUUCCAAGCAAAUAUACUGGACUUCUUUCUUUUUUCUUUUGGUCAGUGAGUUCUUAAAUAUUGAUUGAAAUGUGACCAAUCCUCCAAUUGUAUUAGAUCAUAUUUAUGCAUAUUUGUGAUUUAAAUGGGGUGUUUUGUACUCUGAAUAACAUUGGACUAUACUUUUUCUUCUGGAAUAUUCUUUUCAACAAUGGAAAAAGGACUUG
Labrus bergylta (ballan wrasse) is the source of this 2105-nucleotide messenger RNA. RefSeq names its product calponin 2 (gene cnn2). Gene Ontology annotation, biological process: actin filament organization; actomyosin structure organization. Gene Ontology annotation, molecular function: actin filament binding. The record is from RefSeq and is a predicted model, not a curated record. Gene Ontology annotation, cellular component: actin cytoskeleton. NCBI's taxonomy places the organism in Eukaryota, Metazoa, Chordata, Actinopteri, Labriformes, Labridae.